AUGGGGGCCACUAUCAUCCCAUCGUUCAUCGGCCUGUCGGCGAAGCAGCUGUCCAUUGUCGGAGUCAUCCAGCAGGUGGGAGCGGCGUUUUCGAUUCUGGGGUGCAUCUUCAUCAUUUCGACCUUUUGCUUCUGCGAUGCCUUUCACAAGCCCAUCAACCGGCUCGUCUUUUACGCCUCUCUUGGCAACCUCAUGGCCAGCGUGGGGUUCGCCAUGGCGUGCAUGUAUCUCGACAAGCCCAACAGCGCAGGGUGUCAGAUGCAGGCCUUUCUCUUGCACUUGUUUGUCUCCGCAGAUGCCUGCUGGACGCUCGCAAUGGCCAUCAACGUCUACUUGACGUUCUACUUUAGGUUCGACGCGCGGCGGCUGCGCAAAAUGGAGAUUCCGUACCUCGUCGUGUGCUAUGGCCUGCCGUUCAUCCCUGCCUUUUCGUACCUGUUCAUCAGGGACAAGAGCGGCAUUCGCGUGUAUGGCUCGGCGGGCAUGUGGUGUUGGAUCGUCCCGAGGUGGGACUACUUGCGCAUAGCGACCUUUUACGGACCUGUCUGGGGGACCAUUGUCAUCACGCUAGCCAUCUACCUCCGGUCUGGCGGCACCAUCUACCGGAAGCGCCAGCAGCUGCGCAAACUUCAGGAGACGAGCUCCGUCGGCAUGUCUUCGAUAACCCGAGGCGGCAUCGACCCCACCACGACCAACAUCAAGACGACCGAGGUGGUCGUCACGUCCGAGAUUGUCAGCCCCGCUGAGACGAUGGAGAUGCAGGCUCUGGGCGGCCACGCGACCGCCCAUGCCACGACGACGGCGCCGAGGCCGCGUGACGACGACGACGACGAUGCUGACGAUGGCAUGGACGAGGAGGGAGAGGAAGAGGUCGCAACACACUCCGGGCCGCAAGCCACAGGCGUCUCCGGCAGCGGCGGCGGCACUGGCGGCGGCGGCGUCGUCCAGCGGCCCCGACGACGGAUCCAUCAGGAAAUCAGCAACGCCGCCUGGCAGUACACGAAGUGCGCGAUCCUCUUCUUCAUCGUCAUCCUCGUCACGUGGACGCCCUCGAGCGCCAACCGCGUCCAUGCCUUCAUCAACCCACACGAGAUCAGCGUGCCGCUGCAGUACAUGAGCGCAACGGUCCUUCCGCUGCAGGGCUUCUGGAACGCCAUCAUCUACGCCGUCACGUCGUGGGCCGCCUGCAAGAGGCUGUUCAGGCAGAUGAAGGCCUGGAUAGCCCAGAAACGGGGCAAGACGGGGGCCGGCGUCGGCAACGGCCAACCGUCCGCCGACAGCCGGGCCCGCAGCUCGUGGAUCCGCAGCCAGGAGGACGCGCAGUCGUCGUCACGGGGCCGGGGCAGCAAGCGGGGGCCGACGCAGAGCGUGUGCAUCGAGGGCGACUCGGAGAGCAUGAGGGUGCUGGCCAAGAGCGCGCAGGGGUCCGACGACAUGGACGGGCGGAGCGUGAGCGUGGCGCCGUCCCGCAGCGAGGCCUGA
Purpureocillium lilacinum is the source of this 1482-nucleotide messenger RNA. RefSeq lists its product as uncharacterized. Gene Ontology annotation, biological process: adenylate cyclase-activating G protein-coupled receptor signaling pathway; cell surface receptor signaling pathway. The record is from RefSeq and is a predicted model, not a curated record. Gene Ontology annotation, molecular function: G protein-coupled receptor activity. NCBI's taxonomy places the organism in Eukaryota, Fungi, Ascomycota, Sordariomycetes, Hypocreales, Ophiocordycipitaceae. Gene Ontology annotation, cellular component: plasma membrane.